This is a messenger RNA of Cryphonectria parasitica EP155, 1209 nucleotides long. RefSeq names its product family 6 glycoside hydrolase. The transcript has 3 exons. The record is from RefSeq and is a predicted model, not a curated record. Gene Ontology annotation, molecular function: hydrolase activity, hydrolyzing O-glycosyl compounds. Gene Ontology annotation, biological process: cellulose catabolic process. The coding region runs from base 1 to 1209 and encodes 402 amino acids. Lineage: Eukaryota; Fungi; Ascomycota; Sordariomycetes; Diaporthales; Cryphonectriaceae.
AUGGCUGUGAAACGAGUUCUCCUGGCAGCGGCUCUGAGCAGCGCUGUUCUGGCAGCACCAGCUACUACCACCAUUGCAGCCAGCGCCACCACCGCAGGAUCCGCAGCCAGCACUACCGCCACGUACAGCGGCAAUCCCUUCAAUGGUGUCCAACAGUGGGCGAAUGCAUAUUAUGCGUCUGAGAUCUCGGCGAAUGCCCUGGCCACGCUGACUGGCGCCAUGGCCACGAAAGCUGCCGAGGUGGCCAAGGUGCCUACAUUCCAAUGGCUUGAUACUGCUGCGAAGGUGCCGACUGUCAUGGUCGAGACACUUGGCGAUAUUCGUGCCGCCAAUGCAGCCGGAGCCUCGCCUCCAUAUGCUGGUCUCUUCGUCGUGUACGACCUUCCGGACCGAGACUGCGCUGCCGCCGCCUCCAAUGGCGAGUAUAGCAUCGCAGACAACGGCGUGGCCAACUACAAGGCCUACAUCGACUCCAUCAAGACCCAGCUCACGACGUACAGCGACGUCAGGAGCAUCCUCGUCGUCGAGCCCGACUCCCUUGCCAACAUGGUCACCAACCUGAACGUGGCCAAGUGUGCGAAUGCCCAGUCUGCCUACUACGAGUGUGUCAACUACGCCAUCGAGACGCUGAACCUCCCCAAUGUCGCCAUGUACCUCGAUGCCGGCCAUGCGGGCUGGCUCGGCUGGUCGGCGAACCUGCAGCCUGCUGCAACUCUUUUCGCGCAAGUGUACAAGAACGCAAGCAGCCCUGCCGCCGUCCGAGGGUUGGCCACAAAUGUGGCAAACUACAACGCCUGGAAUCUGUCCAGUGCUCCAUCUUAUACUCAAGGUGACUCCAAUUAUGACGAGAGCCUGUACGUACAGGCUCUUGAGCCUCUUUUGUCUUCGGCCGGCUUCAAUGCCUACUUCAUCACGGACCAAAGCCGUUCUGGCAAGCAGCCGACAGGACAGUCCCAGUGGGGAGAUUGGUGCAAUGCCAUCGGCACUGGGUUCGGCACGCGCCCAACCACGAGCACUGGUCUUUCGGUUGAGGAUGCUUUCGUCUGGGUGAAGCCCGGCGGUGAGUGCGACGGGACGAGCAAUACAAGCUCUCCGCGGUACGAUUACCAUUGCGGGUAUUCGGAUGCCCUUCAGCCUGCUCCUGAGGCUGGGACAUGGUUCGAGGCUUACUUUGAGCAACUCCUGACCAAUGCCAACCCGGCCUUCUAG